This is a messenger RNA of Juglans microcarpa x Juglans regia, 2633 nucleotides long. RefSeq names its product NAC domain-containing protein 14-like. Gene Ontology annotation, molecular function: DNA binding. The transcript is spliced from 7 exons. The record is from RefSeq and is a predicted model, not a curated record. Gene Ontology annotation, biological process: regulation of DNA-templated transcription. The coding region runs from base 76 to 1452 and encodes 458 amino acids. NCBI's taxonomy places the organism in Eukaryota, Viridiplantae, Streptophyta, Magnoliopsida, Fagales, Juglandaceae.
AAAGGACCAACUGCUUCGUCUCUCACUCUCGCUCGCGCUUAGACUUUGUUAUAAUUGUGUUUGUUCGAGAGUGAUAUGGAUGCGUUGUCUCUGAAAGUGCGACCAUGGAUGAGAUUUAAUCCGCCGAAAGACCAGGUCAUCGACUUCUUCUUGAGGGCAAAGAUCACUGGGAAUGAUGAAUUAGUCGACUUCAUUCCCGAAGCUCAGUGUUGCAAAUGGGAGCCCUGGGAUUUGAAAGAUUUAUGCUCAGCCUGGUUAGAUUCAUGUGGCAUAAACACCGCAUGUUCCGAGCGGUGGUUCUUCUCGCCACUGGAUCUGAAGCAUCGAAGUGGGAAUCGAUCGAACCGGGCAACUAAUGCUGGGUUUUGGAAAGUGACUGGAAAGGACAAGAUAAUCAUGUCUGACUUGGGAAUGAUUGGAAAAAAAAAGUAUCUGGUAUUCUAUAGAGGGCGAGGUAAAGGCGAGAAAACAAAUUGGAAGAUUCAUGAAUACCAUACAACCCUGAAGGACCUUGAUGGCACCCAUCCCGGUCAGAACGCCUUUGUACUCUGCCGAUUAUCCUAUGAACAUGAAAAGAGUAUUAAAGAUCCAAACAUCAAUGAUGCUGGACCUGCUGUUUCAUCACCCGCCGUAUCCAAAUUGUUUCAUGAAGAAUCAGAGUCUGAGCUACUUCUGGCCUCAGAAUUCACUGCAUCAGAUGUGGAAGCUACUACAACACCUGAAAAUUGUGAUGAAACAAUAUCCGGCACUACAACGGCUGUCAAGUGCAAUGACAAACAUAUUAGUGCUCACGCUGCAGGGAAUCAAUUGGGAGAACUUACCACUAUCAAUGAUGAUAAGGAAAUAGAAAAAAUGAUCAUUGAGCUGCAGCAAAUAGUAGGUGGUGAUGUUUUGACGCCUUCAACUUCACUACACAAUAACCCUACUGUUUCAUCAGCCAUCACAACUAAAUCUUCUGUAGAAGAAUUAGAGUCUACGCUAGGUUUGGAUGUGGUAUCUCCUCAAGAAUGUUUUGGCGGAAAGACAUUGAACACUAUACUGCUCAGUAGUUGUAACCAAAAUAGUUAUAAUGCUUGUGCUGCAAGAAAUGAAGUGCCUAAAGCAACAGUCAGUGAGGUUGAUUCUUGGUUUGAGGAUGGCUUGAGCCUGUUUGAGCUUCCUUCCGAGCCACCAGAUGGCGUGUAUGACCUUGAUUAUCUCAAUGGGAACGUUCCAAAUAUGUUUGGCAGUCAAAAGAAUCUCACUUUGGAGUCUAUUAAGAACAAUGGAUCAUGCGGUAGCCUAGAUGAAAAAUUGGCCAAUGCACCGUUUGAGUCAACAUUUCAAGAUUCUGGAGAGAUGAGCAAAAGAAAGGCUUCAUCAGGGUUGCAAAAUCUGGGAUCCCACAACAUGAUAUGGAUGGGGGGGUCUUCAAAUCAGAUUGAAGGAUCUGAUUGUAUUUCGAAGAAUUAAUGACAUUCUUCGGAAGAUGAGUCUUAACUACUGGCUCAAUCCUAAAACCCCAUAAUCUUCAUACUUAAUCAAGACAAUUAUUUCCCAACUAGUAUCCCAAACAUCAACAUAUUUUCCUCAGCUUCUAAUACACUUCUAUUUCCAACUCCAGCAUCUAAACACUAUAUCACACUUUUUAUGAGGCCACUCCCAAUUCAAGCUUUUACCAUUGAACCAUAAUUCCAUGUAAAACCUCCUUGGAAGUUGUUCAAAAAGGUUUUCUCCUGGACAUGCAUUUCCCUCCAACUGAUUUUUAGGUACCUCGCUUCUUUCUUUUUGAAUCCCAUCCAAUGCAUAAUACUUGAAACAGAGAAGAUUCUAGACUCUUUUCAAUUACCCGAACUUUUCCCAGCCGUCCAACCAAAAUAGUCCACGACCCAAGCGACCUCCAAAAACCUAAUGUGUCUUAACAAUUUGAAUUUGUCCAUAUCUGUACCAUCGAACCUUAACCUAAUGAUGCCCUAACAUGGGUACAUCCAUGAAACCUCGUAAGUUUCAUGUAUGAUAUCAUCUUAACGAUUAUCAGAACCACUGAUAAUCAUAUGGAUGACGCCAUAUGAAAUGAUUCCUAAACCUGCUUAAAAUAAGAUUCUUAUAGUCAUAGGGAUAUUACCAAAUCAAAUGAUUAUCCGAAACCUGGUUAGAAAAAAAAAUCAGGUGUAUAUAAUCAUAUGAAUGAUGCUAUACCAAAUGAUUAUUUGGACUUGAAAAACAGGCUCUAAUCAUCAUAUGGAACCUGAUUAGGCAGGGUUCUUCUUCUACGCACUACAUUUGCACAAAUUCAGUAUAGUGUGAUCUGUGUAUUCGAUCUGGGAUUUUCCUGGUUUUACCUCCUUUCAAGAACUGGUCAAGACUUCAUGGAGUAAUUCCGCCACUACAUUUACAGCGGGCGAAAAUGCAUCACCACGUAAGUGAUCAUGGAAGAUUGACUAAGACGUGUACUUUUGUUUAAGGUACUUUAUGUUGCAUGUAAAUAACGUUGGGUUGUACUUAAGCUAUAGACAAUAUGUAAAAACUAAGGUAUUGUUCGGUUUGAAGACAGUCCUCUUGGUCAUUACGCAUGACGACACAAAGUUUAUUUUAUCUUGUACCUUCGAGUGAGGCAAAUCUCUUAAUGCCUGCGUGCCAUUGAAACUGAUGCA